AUGGCGCCAGUCCAACUCUACGUGUACGACUUGUCGAGGGGAAUGGCGAAAUCCAUGUCGCUCGCCCUCACAGGCAAGCAGAUCGACGGAAUAUGGCAUACUUCUGUUGUUGUCUUUGGCCGCGAGACCUUCUUUGGUCAGGGCAUCCUCCACUCUGUCCCUGGCAAGACGCACCACGGCGCCCCGGUGCAGAUCCUGGACAUGGGCGAGACGCAACUCGACGAGGAGACAUUCAACGAGUACAUCGAGAGCAUGGCGGAAGAGUAUACGGCGGAGAAGUACCAUCUUAUGGAGUUCAACUGUAAUCACUUCACCGCAGACGUGGUAGGAUUCUUGACGGGCGGGACCAUACCCGAGUGGAUCAGCGGCCUACCGGCAGAAUUUUUGGCUACGCCAUUCGGGCAGCAGCUCAGGCCCAUGAUUGACCAGAUGUUCCGCGGCCGAUCGUCAACGGAGCACCGGGUCAACCCUUCUGCUGGACUCAGCACAUCAGCGCUUCCUACGCCUCCCGCUACUCGCUCGGGCACACCCUCGGCGGCAGCCUCGAGCCUCCUCGCUUCGGUUGCUCAAGCCGCGUCAGGUCCACCUGGCUCUUCCUCUUCCCCUUCACUCAAACCCCUCACUACCCCACUCGCACUUGUCACCUCCCUGUCCAACUUCAACUCCAUCCUCUCCUCAACUACCGCCGUCAUCGUCAACUUCACCAAUACCCCUACCUGUCCUCCUUGCCGGAUGAUCAAGCCGAUAUAUGAAGCACUGGCGAACGACCUCGCAUCUAUGUACGCCAGCAAAGGCAUCCGCUUCCUCGAGGUCGAGCUGGGCAUGGGGGAAGGCCGGGACAUUGCCGGUCGACAUGGUGUCUCUGCCACCCCUACGUUCCAGUUCUUUCGGGAUGGCAAGAAGGUGGAGGAACUUCGUGGAGCGAGCAAGCGGGAACUGGAGUCCAAGGUGGAAACCUUCCUAGAUGAGUGCUUUCCUCGGCAUAAGCACAGGCGGGUAUACAUGCCUGCCCUGGAGCAUCUCCCUAUCGACCCGAUACGGAGCUCAAACAUCCCAAAUUACGCGGCGCUGCUCGGCAAGCUCGAGGGAUUUGCUGGCGGAGCAGACGGGAUCAGGGUGCUCAAGGAGCGAGCGGUGCCGCUGCUGGAGGGCAAGGUCUCAGGGGAGGCGGAGCGGAAGGCUGUCUAUGCGGAAUGGACACAGGCGACUACAAGUCUUCUGGGCUCGCUGAAGGCGGAGGAGACCUUCCCCGUCGUUGACCUGUGGCGGGUCGCACUGCUCCAGCCGGCGCUCGUCGCGCUGCUCACGGUCGCCCUAUCGCCUACCUCACCCGGCCCUGAACCUAUCUCCCCCAUACUCUCGCUCGGUGCGGCGACAUUGCAAUCCAAAGGCGCCGAUACGCCAAAACCAUUCCUCCUCACCGUCCUUCGCACACUCACAAACCUCCUCGCCUCGCUUCCUCUCGCAAAUCUCAUACUCGGCUCCCCCUCCACCAAUCAGUCAGAUCUCAUCUCCAUCCUCGUCGACUCCCUCCUCCACUCAGACGCCGCCGUCCGGACGGCUGCGGGCGGGCUAGCCAUCAACAUCGCCAACUGGCGACAUCGAUCUGCGAAAGCCACCGGCGCACCCGCGGAAGAAACAGGCGAGCAAGACUGGGAAGUCGAAGUGCUUUCGGCGCUGGUGGAGGCGAUAGGGAACGAGGCCGACGAGGACGUCAGCCACAGGCUGCUAGUGGCGCUUGCGCAGGUGUGUUAUCUGGCGCCAGGGUACGAGGGGAAUCUGGAACCUUUGUUGGAGGUACUGGGGGCGAAGGAGGUGAUUAGAGGCAAGAUGGCGGGAUGGAAGAAGAAAGACGUGAGAAAGUUGGCGGAUGAGGUGUUGGGCAAGUUGAUCUAA
Molecule: messenger RNA, 1896 nt
Organism: Dioszegia hungarica
Lineage: Eukaryota; Fungi; Basidiomycota; Tremellomycetes; Tremellales; Bulleribasidiaceae
Product: PPPDE putative peptidase domain-containing protein
Exons: 3
Coding region: 1-1896 (631 amino acids)
Biological process (GO): protein modification by small protein removal
Molecular function (GO): peptidase activity
Source: RefSeq, a predicted model, not a curated record